Messenger RNA from Pseudo-nitzschia multistriata, 1115 nucleotides. NCBI's taxonomy places the organism in Eukaryota, Bacillariophyta, Bacillariophyceae, Bacillariales, Bacillariaceae. The record is from the annotation of a GenBank genome assembly.
CAUCACAAUACAAGAGCAUACCAUUGUGUUUUUGGUCUUGUUUUGUUGCACAACCAUGACCGAAUGCACUACUUCGCAGCAACAGGCAUGGUUCCUGUAUGCAAAGUAUCCUUUGUUUUCGCAGUGGGAGUUUGCGUUGAAAGGCGGCAAAUCUGUUGAGGGCGAAAUCUACUGCAUUGAUCCGGAGGCAGACCUGAUUGUAGUCCAGGAUGUGGAGAAUGGCAUCACCAUGAUCUCUCUGGAAAGCAUCGAGGCCGAGUCGCCGUCGUCAAGCUGCGCCGGCAAAAACGAGGAAAAUACCAACGCUAGCUGCGGCACGACGAUUGUGGACGAACCAUCCAUCGACGUCGUCCACGCGAAAAAGACACUGGAAGAUCGAGAGAAACGGGCGAUUCGCCUGGCCCAGGAGAGCCUCAAACAUCUUAAUCCUAAGGUGCGUAUGUCACGACGCGACACAUUUGCGACGGAAUAUCCACAACCAUCAAUUGCAUUAUUGUAUUUUUUAUUAAAAUCGCUUGUUUCAUUGACCAGGCAGAAACCUAUCUAUACCACCACCCCCACGGCAGCUAUAGUAUGUCGUAUUUCAUUGCAGGCAUCUCUCACCCAUUGCCGUUCCUCUUCUUUUAUGGUCCGUUAUGGGAUGCGAUGCAUUGUAAUGCGAUUCAAUUCAAUUGGCAUAGGCCCUGCCCAAGGGACAGCUGGUCUUUGAUCGGUUGCUGAAAGCGUGCAACGAGGUCGUUUGGAAGAGUAACUCAAUUGUGGUCUUGGACUCGAUUGUCGUUGAUCCCCCCUAUACACAGGGGGAUUGCAAAAUACUCGCUAAGGCGCCUGGCAAACAGGGUAGCCUCGAUCGGGUGCAAAAGAUUGUUUCCAGCAUUUCCAGGACUUAAUUACUGUGGAACGUAGCAUUGUUCUGUAUUGUGCGAUGUGAUACUAAGCUGCCCGCAGUGGCUCCCGCAUCGCGAGGGUUCGAUCAGAGAACCAGAGUCCCGGUCGUGUGUUUUGUGGAACCGAGCGAUGCUCGAUUAUUAUUACUACUAGUAUUAUGGUUAAACCAGAGAGAUCUCAUUCGCCGUGAGGUGGAAGUCCGAGAGCAAUAAACAAAUAUCGUCCGC